AUGUUCGCCCGGAGACGACUGGUAUCGUCCCUGGGGACGGUCCGGCAAUUCUCAGCGUCAUCCAGACUAUCGCUGGACCUCGCACAUCAUGUCUACCAUAACCCCCAAGCAUCUGAAGCUGCGCAAUCCAAUGCCAGGCCGAUCAUAUUCAUGCAUGGGCUCUUCGGCUCCAAGCAGAAUAACAGGGGUAUGAGUAAGGUCCUGGCAAGCCAGCUGAACUCUUCAAUCUAUGCCAUCGACCUCCGAAAUCAUGGCGACUCACCUCAUGCGCCGGAACAUAACUACCAGGCUAUGGCAGAUGAUGUCGAGAAAUUCAUAAAGAGCCACCGACUGGAAAGGCCGGUCCUAUUAGGGCAUUCGAUGGGAGCGAAAGCAGCCAUGAUACUUGCUCUUCGUGCCCCAGAUUUGGUCUCCGCGGUUAUCUCGGUCGAUAAUUCUCCGAUCAGUACUCGAUUGAGUGAUAACUUUUUGUCAUACGUCCAAGCCAUGCAGGAAAUAGAGAAAGCCGGAGUGACUAGACAGAAAGAAGCAGACGAAAUUUUACAGCGCGUGGAGCCGUUCCUCCUGACAAAUCUUGCACGGCAACAGGGUGAAGCUGCCUUACGAUUUCGAAUUCCCUUGGCUACUCUCGGUGACUCGUUGAGUAAUCUGGCAGGCUUCCCAUUUACCGAGUCGGACGGUGUCAAGUUCGAAGGUCCGGCCCUUUUCCUGAGGGGGACUCGAAGCGACUAUAUCAAGGAUAAGUCCGUGCCUAUAAUUCGACACUUCUUCCCAGAAUAUAAGCUGAGAGAUAUCGAUGCUGGACACUGGCUUAUAUCUGAGAACCCCGAGGCUUUUAAGACAGCUGUUGUGGAUUUUAUGAGGGAUCUACAUUGA
Arthroderma uncinatum is the source of this 876-nucleotide messenger RNA. Its product is annotated as alpha/beta hydrolase fold protein. NCBI's taxonomy places the organism in Eukaryota, Fungi, Ascomycota, Eurotiomycetes, Onygenales, Arthrodermataceae. Gene Ontology annotation, cellular component: mitochondrion. The record is from RefSeq and is a predicted model, not a curated record. The transcript has 6 exons. The coding region runs from base 1 to 876 and encodes 291 amino acids.